GAAUCAGUGAAGCGUUGGGGAAAGUCAUAGGGUGGCCAUUAUGGGAGUACACUGGCGACUCGGCUGCAAUUGUGGCGGGAAUUGAUUCGCGUACUGGAUUCAAAUCAGGAUUCGUCUCUUGUACAACAUUUGCCCAUUAGUUCGUCGAUUGUAGCCCUCGACGAUACCUCAAUAUUUUCCCCAGAAUCUUGGCGAAGCUUCUUUUCUGAUAAGGCUGGAAGCGCGAGAAAUGACAGUGGCUGGUGUGUGAUGGACCAGUGGUCAAACGCUCACGCUUCCUCUUGCUGCUGGGAUCCAGACUUCAAUUCGAAAUUAUAUUCGUCUAUCGAUAUACCUUCCAACAAAAAGCGCCCGCAAUUUGCCUGCUUCUUCCAGGGACCGGAUAUCCCCGGUAUUCCAGGAGUCUGCCUUGACCCACUGCUUAUUCUCGAUCCAGCAACCCCACCUCCACUGCAUCGAACUCUGGAGCGAUGCAACCCACAACGUGCUGACUCAUGUGAGGAAGGAUGGUCUUGUGUUCGCCCUAGUCCGAAAGAACAACUCGUGAGGAUAUCUGUGAGGCCCCCGUCGUGGAUCGACCCUCAGACCUUCACGAUCGUGUGGAGGGGGCCCAAAGAGGAAGUGCUUGAUCAAAUAGUGAUUGGUAAAUUUCAACCGCGGCACUGGAUUGUCCCACCAAGUAUUCCGUUAAUUGUAGGCCUCUUCCAAGCGUAUGCAUUCGCGAUAUCACUUUCGCUCUUCGUUCUCAACCUCUUGCCCGUUCCAAUACUGGAUGGUGCACAAAUCUGGGAAGCCAUUUGGGAAUUGGCAGGAAAUAAAUCCCCCACACAUCGUAAUCCGAUCAACAGAGACCUCCAGGAGGAAGCGCGCGAGACGGACAGGAGCCUCUCCCGUGUUGCAAGUCUACCCCACGGUGGCAGGAUAAGACCAACAAGUCGUGGAGGGACCCGGACGGCUUGAACAACACGGCCAGGCAAGGGCUUCUACCUCCUCCGCACGUUAGAAGAUGUUUAUGGCCACUGGAGUGCGCUGUCUGCACUCCAUCACAUGAUCUUGCAGCCCCUCCAUCCCCAUGAACAAAAUCCGCUGCACAAACGUUGCCAGUUGCUAUGAAACCGGAGCUUGUGUCGUGGCCCAUUGAACGAAGUCGACUACAGAUAAACUGGUGCCGCACCCGAGACCCCAACCUCGCGCCCUGGAUUCGGGCAGCCGGAAU
This is a messenger RNA of Cantharellus anzutake, 1216 nucleotides long. RefSeq lists its product as uncharacterized. Lineage: Eukaryota; Fungi; Basidiomycota; Agaricomycetes; Cantharellales; Hydnaceae. Bases 250 to 960 code for a protein of 236 amino acids. The record is from RefSeq and is a predicted model, not a curated record. Gene Ontology annotation, biological process: proteolysis. The transcript is spliced from 5 exons.